ACGGGGUGCAGGAGGAGCGGGUGAAGGCCGCCGACUUGUCGGACAUCGUCCCCAACACCGAGUCGGAGACCAAAGUCAGCAUCCAGGGCAACCCCGUGUCCAUCAUCGUGGAGAAGUCCAUCGAUGGGGCCAAGCUGAAGCACCUGAUCGUGACGCCGUCGGGUUGUGGGGAGCAGAACAUGAUCGCCAUGACCCCGACGGUCAUCGCCGUCCACUACCUGGACAGCACCGAGCAGUGGGAGAACUUCGGCAUCGACCGCCGGGCGGGGGCCAUCGAGCUGAUCAAGAAAG
This is a messenger RNA of Pyrgilauda ruficollis (rufous-necked snowfinch), 291 nucleotides long. Its product is annotated as complement C3 alpha chain-like. The record is from RefSeq and is a predicted model, not a curated record. The transcript is spliced from 2 exons. The annotation marks the transcript as partial. Lineage: Eukaryota; Metazoa; Chordata; Aves; Passeriformes; Passeridae.